GGAUCGAGAGGCUCCUCCAGGAAGGAGCAUUGGAAGCUGCUAGGCAACUUGAAGACCACAGUGGAAGGUUUGGUGUCCACCAGCAACCCGAAUGUCUGGUCCAAGUAUGGCGGCUUGGAACGGCUUUGCAGAGACAUGCACAGCAUCCUCUACCACGGGCUCAUCCAUGACAAGGUGUGCUGCAGACAGAAGGACUACUGGCAGUUCGUGAAGGACAUUCGCCGGCUGAGCCCUGGCUCUGCUCAUCACCUGGAGAAGUUCAUCAGCCUGCAGGAGAGUGGCCAGCCCGACCCAGAGGGGGACCAGGCCAUCGCCCAGCUGUGGCUGCAGCACAGCCUGCAGUGCCACUGCCUGUCAGCUCAGCUGAGACCGCUCCUGGGGAACCACCAGUACAUCCGGAAAUUCUACGCAGACACUGCCUUCCUGCUCAGUGAUGCCCAUGUCACGGCCAUGCUGCAGUGCCUGGAGGCUGUCGAGCAGAACAACCCCAGGCUUCUGGCUCAGAUCGACACCUCCAUGCUGGCCGGCACGUCACUGCCAUCCCUGUGCGCAUCAGGUCCUUCUGCUGGGAUAAGAGACAUGUGUGACCUCAACGCUGAAGGACAGGAGAGCCAUCUGCCUGGGGCGCUGGGCUGCCUGGAUCGUUACACUGAGAGCCUGCUUACCAGGAAGAAUGACGGACCACCCCUGGUGACCAAGAGUCAGAGCCUGACUGCCCUCCCCGCGUCCCCGUACGUCCCCGCUGCAGGAUGCACACAGCAGCGCUGCUUUGGGUCCUUCUCCAGCCUCCACCAUCCAACCUCCUCUGGCCUCUCAGACAGGAGACCAGCGAGCUCCUCCAUCAGCUCCAGCUCUAGUCAGCCCCAGGAGCCCUGUCCAUCCACUCGGUCCUCCUCCUUCAGCGACAGCAGGUCCCCUCUGGAGCAGCCUGGUUCUGCCACCUGCUCCCACGUCCCCUCAUCCAAAGACCCCUUCUCUCCGGCCAACGAGAUGAGCUCCAGCACCACCAGUCAGAGCGAGGAUACUUGGACGGGGAGUCAGGAUGAUCCGCAGAGCGAUGCUAAUGAUGGGCCUGAGUACCUGGCCAUUGGGAACUUGGGGCGCCGGGGCCGGGCGUGCAGCAGCGCCAGCACCAACAGCACCAAGAGCAGCAGCUCCAAACUCUUCUCCUCCAGCAGCUCCCAGAAGCUGGACUCGGUCUCGUCCAUAGGGGAGCAGGGGGCGAGUGGAGGUGGAAGCAGGGGCCUGAGCCUGUUGCGCCGGUCCAGCUUCUCAGAGGGACAGUCAGCUCCUCAGGGCAUCCUCAAGAAGAGCCACGUGCGCUCGCACUCUGACACCAACGUGGCUUCGGGCAAGUUGCAUGGAGGCCUCAGGGAUAUCACCAUUAUAAUAGAAGAUCCAGUGGCAGAGUCCCAUGGUGAUUCAGGUGGAGGGAGAGGGCCCAUCUCUGCUUCCACCCAGAGCAGUGAGCUGAGCACACCCAGCUCCCUCUACAUGGAGUAUGACUCUGGACAGUACCUGAGUUCGGGGGAAGGGAUGUUCAGAAGACCCUCGGAAGGGCAGUCCCUCAUCAGCUACCUGUCUGAGCAGGACUUUGGCAGCUGUGCAGACCUGGAGAAGGAGAAUGCCCACUUCAGCAUCUCUGAGUCCCUGAUCGCUGCCAUUGAGCUGAUGAAAUGCAACAUGAUGAGCCGGCAGCUGGAGGAGGAGGAGGAAGACAGUGACAAGGAGAUCCAGGAGCUUAAACAAAAGAUUCGUAUCCGGCGCCAGCAGAUCCGCACCAGGCACCUGAUCCCUACCUGCCAGGAGAUGGGCUCAGACAGUCUCGUGGCGACGGACAGCGGGUCCCAGUUCAGCUCCCAUGGCUCCAUGCGGCUCUCCGACUCUGGCUCCGCAGAGGAUGUUGAAGAGUACGAAAUCCGAGAUGGUAACGAUGGAUCUAACCUGAUUCAAAUGUCCAAGAACGGCCUCUCAGUGUCAAUGGCUUCCUUGUUCUCAGAUGCGGACAUCAAGAGGAACCCAGACUCCAGCAGGAAGUCCUUCCUCUCCUCAGAGUCCAUAUCCCACUCCUUCCUCAAUUCCAACUCGGCGGAGGCUGUGGCCAUGGGCUUGCUGAAGCAGUUUGAGGGCAUGCAGCUCCCAGCUGCCUCUGAAUUGGAGUGGCUGGUCCCUGAGCAUGACGCCCCGCAGAAGCUCCUGCCCAUCCCUGACUCUCUGCCCAUCUCUCCCGACGAUGGAGAACAUGCCGACAUCUACAAGCUGAGGAUUCGGGUGCGCGGAAACCUGGAGUGGGCCCCACCACGACCACAGAUCAUCUUCAAUAUUCACCCAGCUCCAACGAGGAAGGUGGCCGUGGCCAAGCAGAAUUACCGGUGUGCAGGCUGUGGCAACCGAUGUGAUCCUGAUUACAUCAAGCGGCUGCGGUACUGCGAGUACCUGGGGAAGUAUUUCUGCCAGUGCUGCCACGAGAACACCCAGAUGGUCAUCCCCAGCCGCAUCCUGCGCAAGUGGGACUUCAGCAAAUACUACGUGAGCAACUUCUCCAAAGACCUGCUGAGCAAGAUCUGGAGUGACCCGCUCUUCAAUGUGCAGGAUAUCAAUCCUGCCCUGUACCGGAAAGUGAAGUCUCUCAACCAAGUGUGGCUGCUGCGAAUCCAGCUUUUCCACAUGAAGAACAUGUUUAAGACGUGCCGGCUAGCUAAAGACCUCCUAGACUCCUUUGAUGCGGUGCCUGGCCACUUGACAGAGGAUUUGCACCUCUACUCACUGAGUGACCUCAGUGCCACGAAGAAAGGGGACCUGGUGCCUCGCCUGACGGAGCUCCUGAAGGCAGGCAGCCUGCACGUUGAGAAAUGCGUGCUGUGCCAAGCCAAAGGCUUCAUCUGCGAGUUCUGCCAGAAUGAGGACGACAUCAUCUUCCCCUUUGAGCUCAACAAGUGCAAGACAUGUGAAGAUUGCAAAGCCUGCUACCACAAAUCCUGCUUCAAAUCCACCCACUGUCCCCGCUGCCAGCGGCUUCAAGCCCGGAGAGAGCUGCUGGCCAAGCAGAGCAUGGAGUCCUACGUCUCAGACUACGAAGACGAGCUGGAGCAGCCAGAGGCGGUGGCAGCCACAUGAGCACGUUGUGCGGAGGAGCAGAUCGUGGGAUUAUUUAUGCGCGUGGCCUUCGUCACCAGAGACUGAGCCAGGCGGACUGGAGAUGAGGAGGACCAUCAGGUGGCCUGGAGUACUGUCUCGAAGAGAUCUGUUUUCCCCUAUGCAGCAGUGCUGGGGAGGGGGCAUCUUCCGUCGUGUGGGUCUGCUGCAGGUGCUGCUCACGUUCCCCGAUGCCUUUGCUUGGGGAAAGGCGGCUGCUCCUGCCUGUCCUGCAGGCACAACAGGGGCCUUUUCCAAGCGGUCACUCAUGCUGGACCAGGCAGGGCUGAGCUGCCUCUCCCCAUGCCCUCCUCCCCUGCAGAGUCCUCCGGAGGGUUGGCAUUUUCUGCUCGUCGGCUGGAUACUGGGAAGCUCUGGCCAUGUCUGCUCCUCGGAGGAGGGAAAUCACUCUGAGCCCUCCGUUCCCAUAUCCUGCUGCUGGAGGUUGUGUGCGUGGAGGGAGAGGGUGGGGGUUUGGGGUUGGUUGUACAUUUAACAGCUCAUUUUCUCAAAUCUGGCUUGGGACACUGCCGGAGAGCAGUUGCUCUCACUCCGGGAUCAGAGCAGAGGAGGUGGCAGGUGGUGAAAAUGGCAGUUUUCUGCCUCUCCUCUGGGUGCUGUCUGUGCUGAGCUGCUUUCCCUGCCCUCCACCCCUGGCUGGGCUCCCCUGGAGCAGCCGCACAAGGGGACCGGCGCUGCUGGGCUUUCGGCGGAGGCAGAUCCCCACGGUUGGAGGAUGCAGUAAGCAAGGCUUCCAACCCUGCUUCCUCCUCAUGCUGCUCUUCUGUCCUCCCUGGGGGACGUGUUCUCCUCCAAGGGUGACAUGGGACCUCAUUCUGGUGGCACCAGGACCUGCCUUGCGUGCAGCUGCCUUCUGCCCGAGACCUGUCGGGAUGCAGGCGAAGGCUCAGCCCCUCCGGCUGCAUCCCCCAAAACUGUGUCUCGGUUUGUUGUUUUAAGUUGGGUUUUUGUUUUUUUUAAUCUGCUGGAUUUGGUUUUAUUUUUUUUUAAUGUGGUUGUUUGUAUUUUUAACUGUGUUUCCCCCCUGUCCAAGGAGGUGCUGCUUGAAAUGCCUCUUCAGGGCACAUGCGAUCUGCCUGGGACUCACCAGUAUAAAACCUCCAGGGCUGUCCUGCUCCUGGUUCCUCACCCCUGGAUGGGGCUGGCGUUUGCCACGUGUCCCUGCUCCCAGCAGAUCUCCUGCUCCCCUUGGGAUGGGGUUCCCUGAGCCAGGCAAAGCCUCGAGUCCUUCCGGCUGCGAUGCAGUGGGGUGGGCAGGCAGCCUGCUUGCACUGGGGGGGUGCCUGGGGGAGAGGGGUUUGGAACUGGGGUGCUGCAAAGGGUCAGUCCCUUGGCGAUGCAGAGCUGCCUGCCACGACCGAUGGCUCCGUGGGGUAGGACCUGGGGGUACAAGGUGAGCUCUGUGCUCUGGGGCUAAGCGGUUGGUCGAGGAGGUGCCUCUGCAUCGCAGGGGGAUGCUCUAGCCCAUGGCACAGGUGAGCAUCCAUCACCACCUGUCAUGGGUGGGAUGUGGGGGUGUUUGGAAGGACGGUGUGGCCUGUGUAUGUGCGAGAAGGGUGUUGAGGGACCGGGGAGUGAUGCACUGGCAGAAGGCAUCUAGGGGCAAUGGCUCUUGCAGCUCAUGCCCUGGCUUGAGGCUGGGAUGUGACCCCUCGUGGGCUGUCCCUGGGUGGCAGGGUUGAGGGGCAGGAGAGGUGGCCACGGGGCUUGUUUGGGGAGGGUGGCCGCAGCCUCACUGCUGAGGGCCUGGCUGCUGCAUGGCAGCAUCUCUCCCCUGCCCUGCAGCGUCCUGGCAAAGUCAGGUCUAGCCCUGGAAAGGGGGUUCAGCUCCCCACUUGGUCCCCCAUGGUUUUUGCCUCCUCCUGUCUUGCUUCUGCUUGUUUACUCCAGGGGAGCAGCUGCCCUCCUGCUCGCUCUCAGCCUCUGCAAACCCUGGGGCUGCCAGGUACUGGUCCACCUUGGUCUUGCCCCCAUGUAAGAACCAGACAGAAGACUGGAACUGGGACCUAACACCCCAAGUCAAGCCCUCUUGCUGCUGCCGGGAGCUGGCACCCCAGUCCCCUGAGCAGCACACCUCCAUCCACCCUGUUUCGUUUGAAGCACUUUAAUGUCAUGGGACUGCAGCUGAGGGGCUGCCCCCCUCCCUUUCUAGAAGCACUGAGCACCUGUAGAGAAGAGGGAAGGGAUUUGGGGGUUAUUUGUGGUUUCCACCCUCCGCCAUGGACUUUGGAAGCAGCAGGACUUGCAAACCUGGUGGAGGUCUCCAGAGCAGGGUUGUGCCCAGCACUGAUGCUGCUGCCCAGCACUGACUGCCACGAGUAACACUGGAACUGGCCAUUUGUAAGGGAAAGCGAGGGGCUGCCCUGGGUGUCAGCUGGAGCCCUCUCCAUGGGACUGUUGCACACUGUAGCAAUGAAAAUGCCGUCCCUAAUAAACUAAGUUAAUGAA
This is a messenger RNA of Calidris pugnax (ruff), 5604 nucleotides long. It is a transcript of the gene RUBCN, whose product is annotated as RUN domain and cysteine-rich domain containing, Beclin 1-interacting protein. Gene Ontology annotation, cellular component: late endosome; early endosome. The record is from RefSeq and is a predicted model, not a curated record. The transcript is spliced from 23 exons. Gene Ontology annotation, molecular function: phosphatidylinositol phosphate binding. Lineage: Eukaryota; Metazoa; Chordata; Aves; Charadriiformes; Scolopacidae. The coding region runs from base 136 to 3117 and encodes 993 amino acids. Gene Ontology annotation, biological process: negative regulation of endocytosis; negative regulation of autophagosome maturation.